AUGGCGGUGCCGGAGGUGCUGCGGCAGCUGAGCCGCCGAGCCUGGGAGCCCACGCUGGCCCGGGCGCACCGCGCCGCCGUCCUCAUGGACGCGCCCUCCGCCGAGGCGCUGCACUGGGCCGGAGGGGCGGGCGAGCUGCUGGCGGCCGGGGCGCUGGCGGUCAGCGCGCUGUCCGCCGAGGUGGUGGUGCCGGCGGGGGCGGCCUGCGUCGUGUUCGUGGUGAGCGGCGCGCUGCGGGGCGGCGCGGCGGCCGCGGUGCGCGGCGUGCUGGAGCAGGGCGCCGUGCGGCACUGCGUGCUCGUGUGCGGCGACGAGCCGGAGGGCGGCGGGGCGGCCGAGCUGGAGGAGACCUUGCGGCGGUGGAUGGACGAGGGCGGGUGCGCCGAGGUGGUGCUGCGGGGCCCGCCGCUCCUGGCGCCCGUCUCGGCGGAGCUCUGCCUGCUGCCUGCCCUGGCAGCGCUCCUUCCUCCGCUGACCGGCCCCGGCGGCCCCGGCCCCGCCGAGGGCGGGCUGAGUGCGCUGCCCGCCGAGCUCAGGGCGGCGGUGCGGGCCCUGGUGGGUGACCUCGACUCUCUCUUCACCGCCCUGGGCCUGCGGGAGGAGAGCUUCGCUGUGGGGGCCCUUAGCAGGGUCGUCGCUGCUGAGCUGGCAAGCUACGCUCCAGCCAAAAACAGGAGGAGGACAGCCACCAACAAGGCCUCUGUCAUCUUCGUGGACAGGACGUUGGACCUCGCUGGAGCAGUUGGUCAUCAUGGUGACAAUCUUGCAGAGAAGAUUCUUUCUGUGCUUCCUAAACUUCCUGGCCACAAGACCGAUGUGAUGGUUAACAUGGUGGAACUUACAGCACUACAGACUGCAGAUGAAACUUGCAGUAUUAUAGCACCUGGCUGCUUAGCACAACCAAAUGAUCCAGCUGCCAGAGCUCUCUGGGAGUCCUUCAUGAACCUCAAACAAAAGGAAGCUGUGAUGGAGGCCAGGAGACACCUUGUGGAGGCUGCAAGCAGAGAAAAUUUGCCUAUUAGGAUGAGCAUGGGCAGAGUCACCCCAGAACAGCUUAGCUCAUACAUUCAGCUUUUCAGAAACAAUCUUAAAGCUUUGGAGAACCACUGUGGUCUUCUACAGCUUGUGCUGGCCACGGUCCAGACUUUGAAACACCCCCAGACUUCCAAAUGGGACAAUUUCCUUGCCUUUGAGAGAUUACUUCUACAGACUAUUGGUGAGUCAGAAAUGCCUAGUGUUUUGAGCCAGUUAUUGCCAAUGAUCAAGUCUUACAACAAAAGGACAAAAGAUGAUUAUGCCUGUGAGGACUUCCUUGUUUUGCUGAUAUACAUAUAUUCUGUGGUUGGAGAAAUCAAAUGUGGAAAAGAGCUGGACACAGCUGAAGAAGAGGUGAAAAAAGCCCUUGUCAAGGCAAUUUGUGAUGAGCCAGAGCCAUCCCCUUUGUUGCAGAAAAUUACAGGCUGUGACUCGUCACUGAACCUGACACCUCAGAAAGCCACAGAUGCAGUGGACGGUAUCUUUCGGUCCCUCAGGGAUAUUGCCAGAGUCCGAAUGCACAUGAAACAGUUUAAUUCCAUACAUAAUCCAGGGAGCAACACCCACCAGGCUUCUUACAAACCUCUGCUGAAACAGGUGGUGGAAGAGAUCUGUAAUCCUGAUCGGCCUGAUCCUGUUGAUAUUGAGCAUAUUUCAUCAGGUCUCACUGAUCUCCUUAAAACUGGAUUCAGCAUGUUCAUGAAGGUGAAUCGCCCUCACCCUGGUGAUCACCCUCUUCUGAUCAUCUUCAUGGUUGGAGGAGUGUCAGUCUCUGAGGUGAAAAUGGUGAAGGAUUUGGUAGCAACACGCAAACCUGGUACCCAGGUAGUUGUGCUCUCCUCUGUACUCCUGACACCACACAGUGCUGUUGAGUUGUUGUUUGCCCCAGACCGUCUCCAGCCUGAUGCUCAUAUCUGA
Cinclus cinclus is the source of this 1953-nucleotide messenger RNA. RefSeq names its product sec1 family domain containing 2 (gene SCFD2). The record is from RefSeq and is a predicted model, not a curated record. Gene Ontology annotation, biological process: vesicle-mediated transport; intracellular protein transport. Bases 1 to 1953 code for a protein of 650 amino acids. NCBI's taxonomy places the organism in Eukaryota, Metazoa, Chordata, Aves, Passeriformes, Cinclidae. The transcript has 9 exons.